Messenger RNA from Oryza sativa Japonica Group (Japanese rice), 618 nucleotides. The record is from RefSeq and is a predicted model, not a curated record. NCBI's taxonomy places the organism in Eukaryota, Viridiplantae, Streptophyta, Magnoliopsida, Poales, Poaceae.
AUGCAGGCAACAAAGCGGUUAUCCAGACAUUCAGAUGGUUUGGACUAUUUGCACACAGGAUGUGUACUACCAAUAAUUCACAGAGACCUGAAGUCACACAACAUUCUUCUAGGACAUGACAUGGUUGCCAAGAUCUCAGAUUUCGGACUGUCCAAGUCCUAUUUCGAUGUUGCACAAAGUCACAUAUCUGUCUCAGCUGCUGGAACUAUAGGCUACAUUGAUCCAGAGUAUUGCCUUAGUUGCAGACUCACCACAAGUAGUGACGUCUUCAGCUUUGUAGUAUUGCUAGAGAUUGUAACAGGCGAACCUCCAAUUGUGCCAACCACCGUGCACAUUUUGCAGCGUGUAAAGGAGAAGGUUACUACAGGAAAUAUUGAGGCAAUUGUUGACCCACGACUUGAUGGUGACUACGAUGUAAGUUCAAUCUGGAAGGUUGUGGACAUAGCGCUGUUGUGCACAAAGGAAGCAUCUGAUGAAAGGCCAACAAUGAGUAUGGUGGUUGCACAACUAAAGGAUGCCUUGGCAUUGGAAGAAGCCCGUAAUGUGAGUAUCAGCGAUAUUAGCCAAAAGGGUGCCAAUCUUGGCUUGUCGUUCAACUCGAUGCCAUCAGCAAGAUGA